Molecule: messenger RNA, 876 nt
Organism: Peronospora matthiolae
Lineage: Eukaryota; Oomycota; Peronosporomycetes; Peronosporales; Peronosporaceae
Source: the annotation of a GenBank genome assembly
AUGUCGAUGGUCGAGGAGCUGUCGACGAAUAAGCAGCCGACUGAAGUCAAGUCGACCCGUCAUGCUAAUGUUACAGAUACGUUUGAGGCUGAAUCUGAGCAGCAGGAUGAAGAAAAUUCCAACGACGAAGACGAGGGCGAAGAAGAUGAAGGCGCAGCAGCGCUCCAGGGCUCGACUGACGACGAGGAAGGCGACGAGCCACACGAGGCCGUAGGAUUUGGCGAUGCCAUGAGCAAAAUCCUGGGCCAAAAUAUAGCGGAAGACGUCCAGCCGAUUCUCGCCAGGCGCACGACCGCGCGGAUGCGAGAGAUCCAAAGCGACAGGAAGGAGGUCAAGACCGUGCGACUCAGUGCAGCCGAGAAGCGUGAGCGUGAGCAGAAGGACAUGGCGGUGCCUGACCAUACGACGGCUGUGAAGGACCGUACGCUUCGUAUGGUUGCAACAAAAGGAGUCGUGGCUUUGUUCAAUGCGAUCGAGAAACACCAGCAGUUGAAUGGCAAGAAAGAGGACAAGCACGACCACAAGGUCAAGGACAUGUCCAAGGAGAACUUCCUUGGAUUGCUCCAGGCGUCGCAGCAAAAGACAGCAGACAAGUCGGUGGCCAAGACCUCGUGGGCUGUCGUGCAGGACGACUAUAUGAUGGACGCCAAGCUCAAGGACUGGGACAACCAGCACGGCACGGAAAUGGGUCGUGUGCGACACCAAGGCGACGUCGAUGUCGAAGCAGUGGAAGAUGUGGCGUGGAAAACGGCUGCAGAUGCUCUUGAGAGCGAGAAAAAUGAAGAUCCGCAAGACGUUCAAAAGACGACCAAGCGACGAUCUUCGUCGUUAACAGGCAAGAGAAGUACCUGCGGGCGAAAGAAAAGCAAGUGCUAA